GCGCGGAUGGGCUGCGCUGCCCCGGCCUGGGUUGGUCUGCGGACACUAACGGGACGAUGCCGGGGCUGGGCCCGGGGUGUAACUGGUGCUGCUGCGCUCCGCUCUACAGGAUCCUGGCGAUCGGCUUCAUGGCCACCCUGGCCGGCGCCGUGGUCGUGGGCAACGCCAUCACAGUCACUGUGUUCCUCGGCACCAGGCAGUUCCGGACCCCGCAGGGUUACCUGAAGGUGUCUCUCGCCCUGGCCGACCUGAUGGUGGGGGUGCUGGUGGUCCCGUUCUCCGUCUACACCGAGAUCGUGUGGAUGUCUGGCGGGGGGGCGCCGCCGGUCUGGGCCCUGGGUUAUUCGGCCAGGGGGGUAGGAGGAGGAGGAGGAGGAGGAGGCGGGUGGUGGCGGCCCUGCCACUUGGUGGGCCUGGUGUUCGCCGGCUGCACCUUCGUGUCCAUCAGCACCAUCUUCCUCCUGACGGCGGAGAGGAGCGUGGCCAUCCUCAAGCCGCUGCAGAAGGACACGGUGGUGACACGCCGCAGGACCCUGGCCACCAUCGGCUGCUCCUGGCUCGCUGCAUUCGUGCUGGCCGCCGCGCCGCUGCUGUUCAGUGACCACUUCACCCUGCAGUACAACGAGUGCAGCCGCAUGUGUAACUACGCCCCGGUGCCGCCGCCCUCCACCACCUCCACAUGGAGCAUCCUACUCCUCUUCCCCGCCUUCGACUUCACCCUCCUGGGCGGCACCUUGGUGGUCAACGCGCUGUCCUUCAGCACCAUCCGCCGCUGCUCCAAGAAGCGCAAGUUCCUGGUGGAGGCCGACAGCUUCCCGGGACCCCUGCGCCCCUCCUUCUCCGACAUCAAAGCGGCCAAAACCAUCUCCAUCGUCACCUUCGCCUUCGCCGCGUCUUUCAGCCCCAUCGCCGCGUUUGUGGCCGGCAAUGUCAGCGGCUACUGCUGGUGCACCUUCUCCUUCUUCGCCUUCUGGAUCCUCGCCUCCAACAGCUGCUGCAAUUUUGUCAUCUAUAGUGUCAGUGACCAGCGCUUUCGCAAAGGGGUGCACCAGUUAUUCUGUAAAAACCUGCAUGCGUUGUCAGAAAAGAACUGAACGCGCGGCGCUUUGGUUUUCCCGAAGACCUACAGCAAUAAUAACAGAGACCACCUUUUUCAUCCACGGAGUCCCAAAG
This is a messenger RNA of Amblyraja radiata (thorny skate), 1173 nucleotides long. Its product is annotated as bombesin receptor subtype-3. The coding region runs from base 57 to 1094 and encodes 345 amino acids. Gene Ontology annotation, cellular component: membrane. Gene Ontology annotation, molecular function: trace-amine receptor activity. Lineage: Eukaryota; Metazoa; Chordata; Chondrichthyes; Rajiformes; Rajidae. The transcript has a single exon. The record is from RefSeq and is a predicted model, not a curated record. Gene Ontology annotation, biological process: G protein-coupled receptor signaling pathway.